UGCUGUUUUUCCUCUCUCUUUUUUCUUAACCAAAAAAUCGCCUAAUAUAAAUGGAAUCUAUUAUAUCUCUCUCCCCUGUACGGUUCGGUCCCACCACCGUAAAAGGCUUCUACGCUACGCUAUUCUGUUGCGACGCCACGCGCACGCCCACGCCCUAGGUAGUGUAGUCCUCUAGUCGAACAGGUGGUGGGCAUGGACCUCUCGCCGUCGCCGUCGUUCGCCAAGGCAGUGGACACCUACAGGAGGGCGGUGGCCACGGCGGCCACGGUGACCGCGUACGCCGUGCUGGCGCGCGGCAUGGCGAGGGAGCUCGUGCCGCACGACCUGCGCGCGGCGGUGAGCUGGGCCGCCACGCUCGUCCGCGCCCGCCUCGGCCCCCGCCCGGCGGAGCGGCGCACCGUCAUCAUCCGCCGCGUCGACGAAGACGGACGCCACGACGGCUGCUUCGCCGACGCCCACGCUUACCUCGCCACCAGGAUCGAUCCCCGGGCCUUGAGCCGGUUCCGCCUCAGCGGCGGCGUCGGGGACGGGCGCGGCCGACGGAAUGCCCUGUCCAUGGUGCCCGGCGACUCGAUGACCGACGUCUUCGAGGGCGUGGAGUUCAGGUGGACUUCCGUCGUCGCAGAAGGCGGGGGCAGGUUCAGCGAGUCGUCGCUGGAGCUCAGCUUCGACGCGGAGCACACGGACAUGGCGCUGGGCAGGUACGUGCCCUUCAUCACGGAGGAGGUGGAGCAGGCGCGGCGGCGGGACCGGGACCUCAAGAUCUUCAUGAACGAGCGCUCUUCGUAGCGCGGCAUCGUCCACCACCACCCGGCCACGUUCGACACCCUCGCCAUGGACCCGGAGCUCAAGCAAUCCAUCGUCGCCGACCUCGACCGCUUCCUGAAGCGGAAGGAGUACUACCGCCGCAUCGGCAAGGCGUGGAAGCGCGGGUACCUCCUCCACGGCCCGCCCGGCACCGGCAAGUCCAGCCUCGUCGCCGCCAUGGCCAACCAACUCCGCUUCAACCUCUACGACCUCGACCUCUCCGAGGUGCACAGCAACUCGGCUCUGCAGAGGCUGCUCAUUGGCAUGCCCAACCGCACCAUCCUCGUCAUCGAGAACAUCGAUUGCUGCUUCAGCGCGAGGUCGAGGGAGGAUGGCAAAGAUCGCAAGACGCCACCGGCGGUCUGCUACGGCGACGGUGGCGGCGACUACGACGAGGACGAGUACUACGAGGAGGAUGAGGGCAACUGGAGAGACGAUUUUUCAGAGAAGCAGAGCCUGACAUUGUCCGGGCUGCUCAACUUCAUCGACGGGCUGUGGUCGACGAGCGGCGAGGAGCGCGUCAUCGUGUUCACCACCAACUACAAGGAUCGCCUCGACGCGGCGCUGCUCCGGCCGGGGAGGAUGGACAUGCACAUCUACAUGGGCUACUGCGGCGGGGACGCGUUCAAGACGCUCGCACACAACUACUUCCUCGUCGGCGACCACCCGCUGUUCCCGGAGAUACGGGAGCUGCUCGCCGGCGUGGAGGCGACGCCGGCCGAGGUGUCGGAGAUGCUGCUGCGCAGCGAGGACGCCGACGCCGCGCUCGCGGGCCUCGUCGAGUUCCUCGAGGAGAAGAAGAAGCUAGCAAGUAGCGUCGACGCAUCAAGAACAUCAGGUUUGAAGUAGGAGCAGGCCAUUUUGUGUUCUCGAAGUCUAAUCCUUGAGAUGAUUCCGUUCUUGUUCCUAAUUU
Messenger RNA from Oryza sativa Japonica Group (Japanese rice), 1720 nucleotides. The record is from RefSeq and is a predicted model, not a curated record. NCBI's taxonomy places the organism in Eukaryota, Viridiplantae, Streptophyta, Magnoliopsida, Poales, Poaceae.